Messenger RNA from Centropristis striata (black sea bass), 2553 nucleotides. RefSeq names its product 7SK snRNA methylphosphate capping enzyme-like. Lineage: Eukaryota; Metazoa; Chordata; Actinopteri; Perciformes; Serranidae. The transcript has 8 exons. Gene Ontology annotation, biological process: snRNA modification. The record is from RefSeq and is a predicted model, not a curated record. Gene Ontology annotation, molecular function: snRNA binding; RNA methyltransferase activity; O-methyltransferase activity. The coding region runs from base 461 to 2257 and encodes 598 amino acids.
GUGGCGGUCAUCUGAUUGGUCACAACUCGGAUAGGCGAGAGCUCAGCUCGACAUCUGAUUGCUGGGGUCCGCCAUCGCUCACGCGGCCCGCGAUUGGCAUAUAAAACCGCGGGCUCAGCUCCGGAGCACGGUGAGAGGAAAGUAGCAGCUAGCCGCUAGCCGCGACUAACGGCUAACAUUGAGACGCACAGACCCGCACACACGCACUGACACACGCACACACAGCUCGUUGCGGGCUUGUGCUCCUGCACGGAGCGGGCCUGCGGGGACAGGUCGGGCCUGGUUGUUGUUUAGGGGGCGUGUGUGUUUGUUAGCCGGACGUGGCUAGCUGCUGGAGCUAACUGUUUACCAGUUUGUUUGUUGGGUUACUUAAUUAUUUAUGAGGGCGCUCCGUGAUUGGCGGAAGCAACGACAGGGGCGUGGCUAAAGUGGACAGACUUUCUGCCAGACAGAGUGGAAGAUGAUCAGGAUGUCAUUGGACCCUGAAGCUGUCCUCACUGAGGUCAGCCCUGCCUUCCCCCCCACCGUCAGCCUAUCAGAGCAGCCGCAGCUGCGUAAGACCCGCCCCCUCCAUCCAAAGAAUGGCCUCCAGUUGCCGGGCGACGGUCAGCCCGCCCUCGCUGCCCCAGCCCAGCGCUUCGCCAAGAGGCGGUUCUCUGUUGGCGCCAGCUUCAAGGGGCUGGCCAAGCGCCGCCGCCGCACCAACAGCGACAGCCAAUCAGAGCCCGUGCUGCCAAGCCACUUCCUGUUGGGCGGGAACAUCUUCGACCCGCUGAACCUGAACUCGCUGCUCGACGAAGACGUCAACAGGGUGACCAAUCAGGAGACGCCAAAGUGCUCGCCCCUGCCAUCGCGGGGAGGAGACCCCGUAGAGAUCCUGGUUCCCCGUGACAUCACCGACCCCCUGAACCUGAAGGGAGGGGGCGGGGACGGGAGGGGCGCCGUCCUGCUGUCGCCGCUGAAGACCCGCCGGAGACACCGCCGCCACCACGGGGCGGGGGGGGACGUACCUGCCCGUCUGUUCCCCUCCACAGCUGGACUCACAGUUCCUCUGUUGACCAGAGAGGGCAGCAUAGCGGCGUCUCCUCUACCCUGUGAACUCAACACAGCCAUCACCUGUCGGGACGACGUGGCCCCGCUACCCAUCCUGCCCCGGAGACACACCCACCCUCCACCAGGCCAAGCCCACAGGCCAGGUAACCAGCGCAGGCGGCGCCGCACCACCUCCAUGAGGUCAGCGGACAAUGCCGCAAACACAGAAACCAUAGCAACCGCAGCUCAGCCAACCAAGUUCCAGACUCCGCUGGUGGGAGGGGCUAAAGCUAGCAGGUGUGGAGGACUGCAGCCUGGCUGCGCUCAGCCACCACAGAAGAACAAGGACAAAGACCGCUACCAGUACGGCAACCACAGCUGUUACUAUGGUUACCACGGCUUCUACGGUGACGGGUUGGAGGGGCGCAUUGGGCCGCGGGAUGACCCCAGACUCUGCCUCCUGGAGGCCGACUGGUUCAGAGACAAGAAGGUGCUGGACGUGGGCUGCGCCGCCGGACACCUCACGAUUGCCGUCGCCAGGAGGUUCAGCCCCGCCCACAUCCUGGGGGUGGAGCUAGACCAUCGACUGGUCCACGCCGCCAAAAUGAACCUCAGGCACUUCCUGUCACAUGACCUGGUGGUGGAGGAGAGGAGGAGGAGGAGGAGGAGGGAGCAGAAGAAGGGAGGAGAGGACGAGGAGGUGGAGGAGGUGCAGCAGGCUCUGUCCCUCCUCUCUCUCCCUCUCUCCUUCAGGGUGAGUCGAGGUCCUCUCUCAGCUCCACCCCUCCUCCCCUCGCUGGCAUCACCCUCGCCAUCCUGCAGCUUCCCCCACAACAUUACCUUCAUACAGGGCGACUACGUGUCGGAGCGGGAGGCGUGGCCUGGGCGGGGUCAGUAUGAUGUCGUCAUGUGUCUGGGCGUGACCAAGUGGGUGCAGCUGCAGUCAGGUGACGGGGGCGUGGUCACACUGUUCAGACGAGCCUAUCAGAGCCUGUCGCCAGGCGGAUUAUUCAUCCUGGAACCUCAACCCUGGAGCAGCUACAGCCGCAGCAAGAAAACCUCGGAGAAAACGUUCAGUAACUUCAGGUCUCUGAGGUUGAAACCUGAUCAGUUCACCUGCUACCUGACUGACAGCGUGGGCUUCACCUGCUACAGACUGAUCACACACACAGGUCAUCUGCGGCCCAUCUACCUGUUCCACAAAGGCCCUGCCCACAGGAAGUGAUGUCACAGGGUGGUUGUCACUAACAGGGGAAGACGACGAAGCUGAUUGGCCUCUGAGCUCUGGCAGCCGAUUGGCCGGCCAGUGGAUUGGCAUGAUGACAUCACAGGACUGUACGUUUCUUUGGACGUGAUUGGUUGUCACGGGCAUACUGAGCUCGAGCAAAGGAUUGUUGGUGUUGUGACCCGUGUGACCUGUGAUUGGACAGUGGAUGGGAAGUGACAAGGGCAGGUCGAGCUUUUCAAACAAAAUAUUGUUUCUUCUUUUUUUUUUGUCAAAAUAAAAUAAAUUUAUCUGUU